Messenger RNA from Gongylonema pulchrum, 213 nucleotides. Lineage: Eukaryota; Metazoa; Nematoda; Chromadorea; Rhabditida; Gongylonematidae. The record is from the annotation of a GenBank genome assembly.
AUGCUUUGUUAUCCUCCACUUCACGAGCAAUUUGUGUCGCACCAUCGAGGAUUGUCUAAAAACAAAGCACCCAUGAAAGUCCUGGCCUAUCCAUGGCUCCGAGAAGAGGAAGAAAACGAAGAAACGAAGGAAAAAGAAGAAAAAGAUGUAAAUCAGGGCUUUUUUACGACAAAAAAAAGGGGUGAGGAUGAAGAAAAGGAGGAGGAGAAGUAG